AAAUUCAAGUGUCAAAUAAAACAUAUUAUUGGAUUUUGCUUUUAAAAUGCAAAUUGCAAAUCUGUUAAAAACUCAAAACGGAAAAUUAAUAAAUAUAAAGAUAAUAUUUUAGUUUGUGAUUUUAAUUCAUUCUGUAGAACAUAUGUUACGGGAUAUUAUUUGGCUAAAAACAUUUUUGCUCGUGUUCCUGUGCGUUAGUUGGAUACACGUAAUCUAUUUGAGUUGGAGGCUCUCCGAAUCGCGAGAGGUAUAAUAGAAAUGCCUCUAACCGCUGACGUCGCCGCACAGCAAGUCCAGGAGCGUUUACGAUCUCUGCACAGGUUGAUAUAUGACAUAGAGACUGAGAGGACUCGCAAUGAACAGUGUAUUGACUCUAUACUCAGAGCUGAGAAGGCCACAGAGUCUUCCUCAUCUGCUGAUGAUUCGUCUAGCUCCUCGCAUCAGCAAAUGCAGCUAAAAAGCUUGUACAAAGCUGGUCUCACCGCAGCGGAGCAGGAAGAGAGAGUGCUGCGUGCUGCACUGUCCAGGAUAUAUGAAAUUAGAUCAAUUAAGAAUGAAAGAAGAAUCCAGGCUCGGCAUGCAGGCAACAAAGAGACGAUAGGCUGCGGAGCGCUCAUGAAGAUGUUGCUGAGUGCUGCUCAAACGUUGCCUCUCCACGUAGGACGGGUCGGCGAGCGCGCGCCCCCGCUGUGCGGCGCCGUGCCCGCUGACCCGGGGCACAUCGCCCGCCCCGGAGACGCUGUCGCUGCCCUGGUUCGGGUCUCCGAGAAAGAGGAGAACUGGAUAUUAGCUGAGGUGGUGAGCUGGCUGCCGGCGCAGGGCAAGUACGAGGUGGACGACAUCGACGAGGAGCAGAAGAACCGGCACGUGCUGAGCAAGCGGCGCGUGGUGGCGCUGCCGCUGAUGCGCGCCGAGCCGCGCACGGACGAGCCCGCGCUGUUCCCCAAGGGCGCGCUGGUCAUGGCGCUGUACCCGCAGACCACGUGCUUCUACCGCGCCGUCGUCAACCGCCUGCCCGCCACGCACGCCGACCCCUACGAGGUGCUGUUUGAGGACUCGUCGUACGCGGACGGGUACUCCCCAGCCGAGCGCGUGGCGCAGCGCUACGUCAUCGCGAUCAAGGAGGGCAAGGGACGCGGCACCUGACAUUCGCGCUCUGCCCCGCCCUCCGCGCGCUCCUCGCCGCUCUCCACCGACUCGCUGCACUGAGGGGACCGCACACAUGGACAUUGUGAUUUGCGACGCUAAGUUAGUCUAAAAUCCGGCAUUGGAUAUACAGGGUGCUCGGGAGUAUUACCCAUAUUCUAUAAGACAAAGAAAGAAAAGAAAGAAAGAUCUCUAUUUUUAAGUUACAUGCAUGUAAUGUAAUAUAUAACAUUCUAAAUUAUUACAUAGCUUAAUUGUCCACGCAAAAAGGGUAGCAAUAAAAGAAGAAUGCCUUGCAAUGUGGCAUAACCUAGAAAAAGGCCCUAACUAUUCAUUUUGCUACAUACUUCCUACACAGAAAAAAGUAUGCAGCACUGAUUUUCAGUUAACUGAAAAUUAAUUAAAAAUAUCUAAGGACCAAUGUGUUCUAAAACGAAUAUUUUCAGAGUAAAACAUAUUUCUUUUGUAAAUAGAUCUUAAAUUGUGUCCCUUAUAUCGCAUCCUUAUAUUAUGACCUUAGACCUAGCCAAACUUACUCAUUUAUAAAUAUCAUGAAGUAGCUUACUAGUGAAGUGUGGAGUGCUAGUUGCAAUACCUCGUCGAUAUCGAUAGUCUUACCACUGCGAUUACGUAUUUUAAAAUGCAAGGAUAGAUAAAGGCUUGUGUUACAUGGAUAGUCAGAAUUAUUUGAAUUACUUCAUAUAAAAACAAAGUUUUUUUUUUACUUAAAAAAAAUUAGUUAUGCAGUUCGGC
Messenger RNA from Bicyclus anynana (squinting bush brown), 1899 nucleotides. It is a transcript of the gene Sgf29, whose product is annotated as SAGA-associated factor 29. The coding region runs from base 259 to 1146 and encodes 295 amino acids. The record is from RefSeq and is a predicted model, not a curated record. NCBI's taxonomy places the organism in Eukaryota, Metazoa, Arthropoda, Insecta, Lepidoptera, Nymphalidae. Gene Ontology annotation, cellular component: SAGA complex. The transcript has 8 exons.